GGAUAUCUUUGAAGACGUAUAUUAUCGGUAGCUGUGUUCUAUACUUUUGCAGCGCGCGGUGCUUCUAAAUAAGACUGGGCAUAAGGACCUUGAACGCUGUUGCACUCGCCGCAUUUACGAAGGUCGUCGCGACUUCGGGGGCCGGGGACCCAGUUUCAACCACCCCCCAAGUGCAUUGAAUUCAGCGGAGAUAGUAAUUGAUACAGAGACAGGAGGGGCAUGCGGUGGUGCGACUCGGACGACGAGGACUGGGAGGACUGUAAGAAUUCGUGGGGGCUCCUCUGCGCUAUCUGCAUAUGCGCUCCUUGUAUUGCUGUUGCUGACUGGCGACAGGCGCGGCAGGCGCGGCAGCAGAAGGCGAAUUUGCUCGAGGCCCAGCUCGAAAGCCAGAGGCAAGGCCUGGCGCAGCAACUCGCACCCGGGGAGCAGACACGGCGGGAGCGGUCAGCAGCCAGGAAGCAGCUUGAGAGGGCAGUAGCGGCGCCGCAGGCAACUGCCACCAGCGCCCAGCAAUCUCCUCGGCAUGCCGCGGCUGAGGCCCCGGAGCCAGGCCCCGCGCCCCCCGCGCCGCCGGCGUCCCUCGUGGGCGUCGCUUCCGCCUGCCGCGCACUGAGGCGAGCAUGCAAGGUCGAUGUGCCCGAUCCCGUCCAGCUAACCAACGGCGGCGGGCGCCAGGAGCCAAACCAGCAGGGCUGCAGGCUGCUAGGCACGCUAGCCGCGCUGGACGCGGUGGGCUGUGACGCACUGGGGCGCGCACUGAGGGAGGCACGUGCCCUGGCGCCGCUGCGCCAGACCUGCCGCGCCGCGCGCUCGCUCACGGACGUGUGCUGGCGCCGGCUGCUGGACCACCCAGCCCAGCUGGGCGCCGACGGCCUGGCUGCCCUCUUCUCCACCCUCCGCGCCCAGAGCAGCCUGGGCCCGCUGCGGCUCGCCUGCCGCGCCACACGCGCCUUCGUCGACGCCAACACACACUGCCUAGACCUGCGGCUGCACGGCACACAGCCGCUGCGGCCCGGCGGCUGGGCGGCGCUGCUGGCGCGCUGCGGCGGCGCGGCGGAGGUGCGGGUGCGCGCGGACCCGUCCGGCUACUGCCGGCAGCGCAAGGCGGCGGUGCGGGAGCCGGGCUGCAUGCUGGGCGUCGCGUUCGGCGAGUUCCCCACGCCCGCCACCGCGCGUGUGCGGACCCUGGAGGUGGACAUUCAUCGCGGGCGCUAUGUCGAGAGCGGCGGCUGGACCACCGCCGGGGCCGCAGCCGGCGGUGGCGGCGAUGGAGAUGUCAAUGGUGGUGGUGGUGGCGGGCGGGUGUGGUGGAAUCCGGCCACGGCGCUGUACGAGUCCGCUUCGUCCGGUGAGGCAGACCCGGGCUUGAACACACGCCGACGGCGGCCGCUGCCGCGGCCGGCGGCGGCCGCGGUGGCGGCGGCGGCGGCUGGCGCCGGCGGCAGGCCCACUGUUUCGUCUUCGAAGGCGUCGCACGUGCAGUACACGUCGUUGUUGGCCUUUCCCCACCUGGUGCACGUGGCGCUGUGCGGCGAGUGGGCCUGCCCACCCGAGGAGCCGGCCGCCCGGGCGGUGGGUGCGGUGCUUGGGUCGCUGCCGCACCUGCGGUCGCUGCGCCUGGGCCGCUUCAGCGCCGCCAUGCUGCAGCAGCUGGCGGCCGGCGCCGCCGGCAUAGACAUUGACAGCAGCGGUGGCGAGCGCGGCAGCGGCGGCUGUGAGGGCGGCGGAGGAGGAGCAGGAGGAGGAGGAGGAGGAGGAGGUGGGGAAGGAGGCAGCGGGCGGCCUUCGUGUGGGGCCAUGGGCGCCGCGGCGAGGCCGGUGGCCUGCCUGCACCUGCGGGAGCUGACGCUGGGGGAGGCGGAGGAGGACGAGAGUGCGGCGGCGGCGGAAGCUGCGAAGAGGGAGGCCAACCCGAUGGAUGCGGCGCUAACGGCGGCGGCGGCUGCGGCGCUGGCGGCUCUGGGGCGGUUGGAGCGGUUGCGGUUGUACGGCGUGGCGCCCGGCGGCGCCGCCAUGCGGGAAGUGCUGAUGCACGGGCUGUCGCCUAAUUUGGAGCGGCUGGAGUUUUGCAGGAGCGCCUCCAGUACGAGUAGGAGUGGGAGGAGCGACAGUGGGAGCGGGAGCGGGAAUGUGCAGUGGGGCCGGAGUGGUGCUGCAGUUAAUGGAGCGGGAGGUGUGGCAGGGUGCUGGCUUGCGCUGCUGGCGUUGCCGCCGCCGCCGCCCCAGCAGUUGGCGGCGGCUAGCGCUGCUGCCUCUUCCGCCGCCGCCACCACCGCCGGCGGUGCCUCAUCACUGCUGCGCCGCUGUGAUUGCGAACUGGACUGCCCGCUGGCCGACGCGGGCGCCGCCGCCGGCUCCAUCACCUACGCCGGACUGAAUGUACGGCAGAUCCGUGCCGUACGGGUUAUGGUCGAGGCGGGCGCGCCGCCGCCGCCACUGACGCAGCCCGCCAUCCAGCCGUACGGCGCACUACGGCAGCUAGCUGGAUCCGCCCACCAUUGCCGCGUGGAUUGCGUUGAGCUAAGGCUGAUGCCACCGCCGUCCGCCGCCGCCGCGGCGGGGGAGCUGGCGGCGGCGGCGGCGGCGGCGGCGGCUCACGCCGCCGCCACAACUGAGGCCAUUGGCCAGGUGGCGGCGCUUCUGGCGGCGCCGCGUGCGCUCCACAUCUCCGCGCCGCUUGUUGCCAGUCCUGGGCAAAUCCUGGAGCCGCUGCUGGCGCUGGACAGGGGCGUGGCGGAGGCUGUGCGGGAGCUGGUGAUGACGCACGCGCCCGCGCUGUCGCCGGCGCUUGUGCCGCAGCUGAUGGCGGCGCUGCCUGGUCUGGAGGCGCUGGUGGUGGGCCGCGGCUGCCGGCAGCUGUGGCACAACUCGCACUGCUACGAGCUGGUGGCGGGGCUGGCGGUGGCGGCGGCGGCGACGGAGGCGACGGAGGCGGCGGCGAAGGUGGAGGCCGCUGCUGGGGGAGGUGCUGGAAGCGGAGGCGGGCAUGUUGGGGGAACGGGAUCAGUGCCGGGGAUGGCGGCGACUGGGGCUGCUGUGGAGGGGCGGCGUGGAGUGGUGCGGGUGGUGGUGACGGCGCCGCAGGUGUCGGCGGCACGGGUGGCGGAGCUGAAUGAGCGGCUGGUGGAUAUGGGCGUGCCAGUGCGCCUCGCCACGAGGGUGUAGGCUAGCAGACAAAGAGGGUCUAUGGCAGUGGUGGCUGGGGGCAGGCCGUUGGGCUCUGGUGCUGGGGAGAAGGACAGAGGACGGAGGCGGACUUUGCAGUCAGCAGGAAAGACGGGGCGUGGAGAGCUGUAGCAAAAGACAGGGCAGAGAGCAUGGAGCACGGAAUUACGAGUCCAACGCACCGCCCAACUCGUUCUUAACCCAGCUCACAGGUAGGGCACACUGUCCUAUCUAUCUGUGGACUGCUAUCUAGGGGUUAACUUUGAACCAAUGCCGUAAGGAAACACACACUGUCCUAUCUAUCUAUGGACUGCUAUCUAGGGGACAUGCAUGCCGUGAGGGCGUGGCGGAGCUGAUGCAUUCUAUCCAGUAAAUGUAGAGCUCACGUCAAGGACGUGUUCUUCUGACUUGUUCUACCCCGUAUCCCGCCAUGGGGGUGGGGACCAGUUUGCCAAGAGGGCCGUGCUGUUGGCAGUGGGCCCUCACAGCAAUGGAAGAAAGAUGGUGUCCAUUCCCGGAAGUACCA
Chlamydomonas reinhardtii is the source of this 3691-nucleotide messenger RNA. RefSeq lists its product as uncharacterized. The record is from RefSeq and is a predicted model, not a curated record. Lineage: Eukaryota; Viridiplantae; Chlorophyta; Chlorophyceae; Chlamydomonadales; Chlamydomonadaceae. The coding region runs from base 220 to 3165 and encodes 981 amino acids. The transcript is spliced from 3 exons.